AUGUUAGCCCUUUCUCAGAUUUUGGAGAAGGUAGGGCCCAUUACUUAUAGAGUUGCAUUGCCAGAUUAUUUUGGAGAAAUUUAUGAUGUAUUCCAUGUAUCAUCGUUGAGGAAGAGCUCUGGACAGCAAGAGCCGCGUUUCGUAGACCCAAAGCACAUUCAGCUACAGUCGGAUCUUACCUAUGAAGUUGCCCCGAUGCAGAUUGUGGAUUGGAAAGAGCAAAGACUGAGAUCCAAGUCGAUACCUUUGGUAAAUGUGGCAUGGGGAGAUCCAUUAGCUCGAGAUUUCUCUUGGGAGAGAGCUAUGGACAUGAGAGAACAAUAUUCGUAUUUGUUUAAGUGA
Messenger RNA from Carya illinoinensis, 342 nucleotides. RefSeq lists its product as uncharacterized. The coding region runs from base 1 to 342 and encodes 113 amino acids. The record is from RefSeq and is a predicted model, not a curated record. Lineage: Eukaryota; Viridiplantae; Streptophyta; Magnoliopsida; Fagales; Juglandaceae. The transcript has a single exon.